AUGGAGGGAAGAAGGGCGGCCGUGUCGUCAUUGGUGGCAGUGGUGUCGCUGAUGCUGGUGUCCUCGUGCUGUUUCUCGGUCGUCGUCGCCGGUGACGAGGGCGAGCCGGCGGUGGGGAGCCCGGACACGAACCAGCUGUGCGUGAGCAAGUGCGGGACGUGCCCGACGAUCUGCACGGCGUCGCCGCCGACCAUCCUGCCGAUGACCGCGCCUCCGCCGCCGGCCCUGGCGCUGCUGCCGCUGUCCGCGCCCCCACCGCCGUACCUGGAGCUGGUGCUGCCCCCGCCGCCGCCGGGGGAAGUGAACGACCUUCUGCCCCCGGUCAUGCCACUAACGAGCCCGCCGGCGCCGGAGUCCCCGUGCUCGACCCCGCCUUCUUCGUCGUCGGAGCCUCCGCCGUCACCACCCCCGCCGCCGCCACCGAAGAGCAGCAGCGGCGACGGUGGCAGCGGCUCGUCGUCGUCUUCCCCGUCUGCGCCCUCGCACUUCUCGUCGCCGUCGUCGUCCAACCCGUACUACUACCUGUACCUCUCCGGCGGCGCCAAGGCCCGCGGCGGCGCAUCCGCCAGCGCUUGCGCGGCGCUCGUCCUCGCCGCGUUCCUGCCCGUCGUCGCCCUUUUCAAGUGA
Messenger RNA from Miscanthus lutarioriparius, 627 nucleotides. NCBI's taxonomy places the organism in Eukaryota, Viridiplantae, Streptophyta, Magnoliopsida, Poales, Poaceae. The record is from the annotation of a GenBank genome assembly.